AUAACUUGUUGCAGCCCGCCCAUCAUGAUCAACUGGCCUGAGAAAUUGUAUUAUAUUUGCUCUCUGGAUUAUUAUAAAAGACUGCUGGAGGUCGAGGUUAUCAUGAAGGACCAUAAAAACAAUGAAACUCAUCUAAGUUGUUCUAACUUUCAAGAUGAGACAUCACAGGUGGCGAGAAAAGUGGUAUGUUGGUCAUCGUAAUUUUAUUUACUGAACAGGAACAGGAUACUCGAUGAAUAGCCAAAAUAAAGUACUUAACGAAAACAAUAAGUGAGUAUCUGAGAUGGAGAUUACUCUCUGGGAUACUUGGUUCUUCUUCUUUCAGUUUUUCGUUUAACAGGAAUAGGCAAUGCAUGUACAGCCACACACUUCUCAGGAGCAGGAUAGGGAUAUGCAGCAUGUACUAAGUAGGAGAAGUAGGAAUGUAGAACCACACUGUCGCUGUACUAGUCGUGAAGGUGAUCCUUUC
Amoebophrya sp. A25 is the source of this 469-nucleotide messenger RNA. Lineage: Eukaryota; Dinophyceae; Syndiniales; Amoebophryaceae. The record is from the annotation of a GenBank genome assembly.